AUGGAAGAGACUCCAAGUGCUGCCAAGUUGCCCGACGGAGUCCUGGCUGUCAGCACGCUAAUCGACCUCAUUUCCAUUCCCGACGACGACGACGACGACGACAGAAAGAUGCUGGCCAAAGCAAAAAGUGCAGACAACGACCAGAACUCCGUCAUUUUCAUUCCCUCAGAUGAUGAUGAUGAUGAUGACGACGAUGAUGAUGAUAGUGUGGUGGUAUUGGAACAUCCCCCGUCGACUCAGCAUUUUGCGACCAGAGCAGAACAAGAAACGAGCGAUGCAAAACUGGCAGCUACGCUUCAGUCGGCGGAAACCAAGGCAUGCGACCAACGCAAGCAGCAGGAUCUGGAGUCCAUGAAAAACAGUCAUGCGGGUCGAGCCGUCUUGCUUGUGGAGAAGGUGAUUCAUUUGCUGCAAAAACCAGAAUAUGUCAAAGAAGGCAUUGAACCAUUGGGAAAAGAUGAUGCCGUUUUUCUCGCAGAGCAGGUAUUUGCAAUGCAAGCAGAGCUUCAACACCAGAACAGCUCAGGCAAUAAGACACCAACACACGUCUCCAUUGGAUACCAUUACACGUCGCAAGUGAAUUUGGAUUCUAUUCGCACGGAUGGGCUCUUGACUAUUGAAGACCGACAAGCUGCCAAGCACACGAAUACGCGAAAUAUUGCUGUCUUUGGGAAUGGCAUCUACACAGGAACCAAUCCUCAUGCUUUCUCAAACUAUGGGGAUGUGGGCUUGCUCGUUGCAGUGCUCAAGGGCACCGAAAAACGAGUAGGAAGUGGAGGAAACCUUUACCAGAAGGAACGCAAAGAUGGGAAAAUCAAUACCGUCAUUGGAAACAAAGUAUUGGGGCCUUCAAGUCUGGAACCAUUUUAUGAUGAAGUCAUACUCCAGAAGAGCAAUCAGGUGCUUCCCCUUGUCAAGUAUCAACGCAACAAAAUACUGCCUGUAGUAUCCUACAACAACAAUACAAAGUUUGCCGACAUGCUUUGGUCGAUUCACGAGCGAGUCCAACAAGUCCUGGAUGAAUACUUCAACGAGUCCGUACCCACCACGUUGACACGUGUCAGCAAGUGA
Messenger RNA from Seminavis robusta, 1071 nucleotides. The record is from the annotation of a GenBank genome assembly. NCBI's taxonomy places the organism in Eukaryota, Bacillariophyta, Bacillariophyceae, Naviculales, Naviculaceae.